CCAGAAUGACCUGCGUGUCGUUUACGGGCGUGUGAUAGAAAUGAAAACUGGAUCAUCUGUAGACUUUGAUUUAGCAUCAAUGGCUGCGGCAGAUCUUUUCCACAGGGCAUUGCUGUACUGUGAGCUGUAGUAAACCAACACGUUUUAAAAGAUUCUCAGAAGGAUCUGUGGCAGAAGCCACCAUCCCUGUACCUGAAGUUCCAUCACCUGACAGUUCCAACUAUAGCAAAAUGGAAACCAGCUUUGGAGCUACAUUUCCAGCAGUCCCACAAGUAGCAAAAGCAGAAACAAAUUACAAACAGCACCGUAGGACCCCCUCAUCUUCCAGCACCCUGACCUACUCCCCUCGUGAUGACGAUGAUGGCAUGCUGCCUAUCAGUACCCCACGCCGCUCGGACUCUGCCAUCUCUAUUCGCUCCCUGCAUUCCGAGUCUAACAUGUCCCUCCGCUCCACCUUCUCUCUGCACGAGGAAGAGGAUGACACAGAGCCGCAGGUGUUUGCCGAACAGCCCUCGGUAAAGCUUUGUUGCCAGCUGUGCUGUAGUGUGUUCAAGGACCCGGUCAUCACCACCUGUGGCCACACGUUUUGCAGGCGAUGUGCCUUGACCUCUGAGAAAUGCCCAGUGGAUAAUUCCAAGCUCACAGUGGUUGUGAAUAACAUAGCAGUGGCCGAGCAGAUCGGUGAGCUCUUCAUCCACUGCAAGUACGGUUGUCAGCCUGCUGCCUCGGGCAAGCUCGGUGCCUUUGAGGUUGACCCACUUGGAUGUCCUUUUACCAUCAAGCUUAGUACCAGAAAAGAUCAUGAAGUAAGCUGUGACUACAGACCGGUGCGCUGCCCUAACAACCCCAACUGUCCUCCAUUGCUCACCAUGAACCUGGAGACCCAUCUGAAAGAGUGUGAACACAUUAAGUGCCCUCAUUCCAAAUAUGGCUGCACCUUCAUUGGUAAUCAGGACACAUAUGAGACACAUCUGGACGUGUGUAAGUUCGAAGGGCUGAAAGAGUUUCUGCAGCAGACGGAUGACCGAUUCCACGAGAUGCAGGUUACUUUGGCACAGAAGGACCAGGACAUCUCGUUCUUACGCUCUAUGCUCGGCAAACUAUCUGAGAAACUAGACCAGCUGGAGAAGAACUUGGAACUCAAGUUUGAUGUGCUGGAUGAGAACCAGAGCAAGCUCAGUGAAGAUCUGAUGGAGUUCAGAAGAGACGCUUCUAUGCUGAAUGAUGAACUGUCCCACAUCAACGCCAGGCUCAAUAUGGGAAUACUGGGCUCCUACGACCCCCAGCAGAUCUUCAAAUGCAAGGGAACCUUUGUGGGCCACCAGGGUCCAGUGUGGUGUCUCUGUGUGUAUUCUACCGGCGAUCUUCUCUUUAGUGGAUCAUCAGACAAGUCCAUCAAGGUCUGGGACACGUGCACAACAUACAAGUGCCAGAAGACCCUAGAGGGCCAUGAUGGCAUAGUGUUGGCAUUGUGCAUUCAGGGGAACAAGCUGUACAGCGGCUCGGCCGACUGCACGAUCAUUGUUUGGGACAUCCAGACCCUGCAGAAAGUGAACACCAUCCGAGCGCAUGACAACCCGGUGUGCACGCUGGUGUCCUCAUACAACAUGCUCUUCAGCGGCUCUCUGAAAGCCAUUAAGGUGUGGGAUAUUGUUGGCACGGAGCUGAAGCUAAAGAAAGAACUAACUGGAUUGAAUCACUGGGUUCGAGCUCUGGUUGCUUCUCAAAAUCAUCUGUACAGCGGAUCCUAUCAAACCAUAAAGAUCUGGGACAUCCGCUCUUUGGAGUGCGUUCAUGUGCUUCAGACCUCUGGGGGCAGUGUCUACUCCAUUGCAGUUACCAACCACCAUAUAGUUUGUGGCACCUAUGAAAACCUCAUUCAUGUUUGGGACAUUGAGUCCAAAGAGCAAGUGCGGACGCUGACAGGACAUGUUGGUACAGUGUACGCUCUGGCGGUCAUCUCCACUCCUGAUCAGACAAAAGUCUUCAGUGCCUCCUACGAUCGCUCGCUCAGGGUGUGGAGCAUGGACAACAUGAUUUGCACCCAGACUCUUUUGCGCCACCAGGGCAGCGUGACGGCACUCGCCGUGUCCAGGGGAAGACUCUUCUCUGGAGCAGUAGACAGCACAGUAAAGGUGUGGACGUGCUAAACCAAUGACAGCCAAUCAAUGUUUCGAACACUUAGAUGCAGACUUAUGAAAUGAAUUUGAAGUGAUCAUCAAGAGAACAACACUGCGCUGGACCUGAAAUGUUUCAUUAUUGUCUACCCAUCUGGGUUUUUUUUUUCAUUUAAACCCAUCUGUUAUCCUGUAGUUUGGACUCGGGCAUCUGCACUGUGAAUUUUGUCUCCACAGCAAAGAUCGGUCUGUGUAUGUGAGUGCUGGAUGUAGCUCUACAUACCUUGAUGACCGGACCCCGCUUAUGAGCAACUACGAAUCAUGUUGUGCAACACACAUUUGGAACAAGGCCGACUUCUAUCCGUAGUCAUUUCCUAAAGUGUUUUUGAUUUAUAUGUGGAUAUACUGUACGACUGAAGGUCCAAAUGAAGCUGAAAUUAGUGCUUGCAGGUCACAAAAAUGCUGAUUCAGUGGCAUCCUGUGAUCUUUGAACUCUGACCUUUGUGAGCCGCAGUCUCACAACUGAGUGCCUAAGCUUCAAAUCUGACGCCACUGGAGAUGUAUGUAGACUCUCUAACAGAGCGAUCACUCUGCUUGUGCAGGCAGCAUUGUCCCAGGGCUGAAUAAAGAAACUAAACCAACCUGGGGCUGAAACAGCAGAGCAUUGUUUGGAAACAGUGCCCCUGAUUUUUCUCUCUAAAAUUGACAGUGCCAAUUCAGCAUCCUGAACUGCUCAAAUGUUUUAUAAAUGGUUGUAUGUGAAACCUUUGUAUGAUGGUGUAAACACCAUUUAUCAAACUUUAUGUAGAUAACGCAAUGUUUCUUUGCCAAAGGCUCAUGCAAUUUCCAUGUUUGCCAUGGAAACCAAGCUACUAACACUUUCACGAUGUAACGGAAGCAGGUAGUUAUUAAAUCAGUUUUGGAAGGUUGGGCUAGUUUAAGUGUAAUACAAAGCACUUAGGAAACAUAUAAUCAUGAAAGGUUGAGCGGCUUUGAAAAGAACACUGCAUAGUCUGUUCAAAGGCUUAAAAAGGUAUCAAAAACUGCUGCUAUUUUGGAUAUCAUGUUGCAGACAGAGCUCAGAUUUAAGACUUUUCUGUUGAGCCUUACUCCAUUUCACUGCUGAUAUGAAGACAGUUAUUUGUAUAAACCUCAUCAGCCAGAUUUUACCAUUAAAGCUGUAUUGUUGAUGCUUA
This is a messenger RNA of Triplophysa dalaica, 3313 nucleotides long. It is a transcript of the gene traf7, whose product is annotated as TNF receptor-associated factor 7. The transcript is spliced from 21 exons. The coding region runs from base 231 to 2150 and encodes 639 amino acids. Lineage: Eukaryota; Metazoa; Chordata; Actinopteri; Cypriniformes; Nemacheilidae. Gene Ontology annotation, molecular function: protein binding. The record is from RefSeq and is a predicted model, not a curated record. Gene Ontology annotation, cellular component: nucleolus. Gene Ontology annotation, biological process: ribosomal large subunit assembly; Notch signaling pathway.